AUGGCCCUCGCGCCCCAAUCCCGUGCGGGUGAACAGAGCGAGCCGCAGCGGACGCCUCGUCGUCCCUUUCCCCGCAGCAGCCCGCGCCCCGACAGGCUCCUGCCUUCGGUCCGCCGCCCUUCCGUCCCCACCCUGGGCGCUCUCCGCCCCAGCCCCCACCGCCGAGCCGCCUUCCCGGCUCCUCCACUAGGUGUGGCGGAGGCGGCAGCGUCUCUGGCGGCUGAGAACGAGGCCGCUUCCCCGCAGCCCCGGACGAGCGCUCGGUCACCUGAUCUGCCGCGCAGGCGCCCUCGCCAGGCCGGACGGGGAACUGCGCCUGGGGGGCGGGGCCAAAGCCCGCCUCGCCAGGCCUCGCUGCAGCCGCCGCUUGGGAUGCGGCUCCGGCUCCACACCAGACCCGACCCGGCCUGGCCCGCCCACUGUCCGGGGAGCCUCAGCCCGACCUGCUGA
Rangifer tarandus platyrhynchus (Svalbard reindeer) is the source of this 450-nucleotide messenger RNA. The record is from the annotation of a GenBank genome assembly. NCBI's taxonomy places the organism in Eukaryota, Metazoa, Chordata, Mammalia, Artiodactyla, Cervidae.